AUGUCGGCGUCGGCGUCGAGCGCCGCGUGCCGCGUAUGCGGUGGCGGCGUAGGGGAGUGCGCGUGCCACCAAGGCCAUGGGAUCUGCGGCGGCGCGCGGUGCGGGGUCGCUGUCGCGGACCUCAACCGCGGGUUUCCCGGGAUGUGGCACCAGCCGGAGGAGGAACAACCCAGCGUCGUCGGCAGCGGCGCGGCGGAGGCGGCGGCGGGGCUGCAUGAGUUCCAGUUCUUCGGCCACGACGAGGACCACGACAGCGUGACGUGGCUGUUCAACGACCCCGCGCCCCACCUGCACCGCGGCCCAGCGGCGGCGGCCGCGGUCGGGAACGGGGUGGCCAAGGCUGCAGAGCAGCGGAGAGCGCCGCCGCCGUUGUUCGACGGGUACGCGCACGCGCACGGGCAGUACGGACAGCUGCCGGGUCACGGGCUCACGUUCGACGUGCCGCUGAGCCGGGGCGGCGACAUGGCCUCCGCGGCGGUGCUGGAGGCAGGGCUGGGCCUAGGCGGUGGUGGCAGCGGCAAUCCGGCGACGACGUCCAGCGCCACAAUCAUGUCCUUCUGCGGGAGCACGUUCACUGACGCGGCGAGCGCCGUCCCGGGCGACGCGGCUGCUGCAGCGGCCAACGGCGGCAGCGCGAGCGGUGCCGACCCGGCGGUGGAUCGGGAGGCGAAGGUGAUGCGAUACAAGGAGAAGCGGAAGAGGAGGCGCUACGAGAAGCAGAUUCGGUACGCCUCCCGCAAGGCCUAUGCAGAGAUGCGGCCGCGCGUCAAGGGCCGGUUCGCCAAGGUGCCCGACGGUGAGGCUCCGGCGCCACCAGCGCCGGCCGCAGCAGGCUACGAACCAGGCCGGCUCGACCUCGGAUGGUUCCGUUUAUAG
Messenger RNA from Miscanthus lutarioriparius, 876 nucleotides. The record is from the annotation of a GenBank genome assembly. NCBI's taxonomy places the organism in Eukaryota, Viridiplantae, Streptophyta, Magnoliopsida, Poales, Poaceae.